CGCGGAGUCAGAUUCAUCACUGUCAUCUGAUCUCAUCUAUCCAAAACUAUCCCGCGUUCCCUGUCCAGUUUCCACCUCCCAUGGAGUCUCUUUCCUUAGCCAUCUCCAUUCCCACGCGUUCCUCUGAUCACUGCACAACUCAACUCCUGAAGCCCAACUUCAACUCUCUUCGAUCAUCCCUUUCAACCCGAAAUUUGACCCCCCAUUGCUCAAAUUCACCACAAAACCAUGUCAGCCUAACGCCUCUCUUGCCCCGACCGCAGGCUCUCACCGGCGCUAAUCUUUACGGGAACUCUCCGAAAGCCCUUUUCUUCUCUAUUUUCACGGGUUUAUCUUUCCCCUUUUCGUGCUUCGCCUCUGAAAUUGCUGCACCCACUGAAGAGAUUCCAAGUAAAAUAAAUUUAGAAGCAAUUGUGGUCUCCAUUGAUGAACUGCUCACUAGGUAUCCCUUUGUUGCUUUUGGCGUUGCAUUUAUUUGGCUUGCAGCAGUCCCACUCACUCAGCAGUACAUGCAGAAGUACAAGUUCAUCUCUGCCAUUAAUGCAUUUAAGAAGCUCCGGGAUGACCCGAAUUAUCAGAUGUUAGAUAUCAGGGAUAAGAGGGCUCUGGCCUAUUUAAAUUCCCCCAAUUUGAAACUCUUGAAAAAGAGUGCGAGACAGGUUCAUUUCGUUGGAGGAAAUGAAGAUGCUUUUGUCAAGGAGGUUAUGGAGAAAUUUCCAGAACCGCAAAGCACAAAUGUUUGCAUUAUAGACCAGUAGUUUUGAUGGUAACUCGAUCACAGUGGCUGAACUCUUGGUAAAAAGUGGUUUCAAAGAGGCCUAUGCAAUCCGAGGUGGGCUACGAGGCAGUAAAGGGUGGCAGGAGAUACAAGAAGAACUUCUCCCUUUAUCUGUUCGUGUCUACCCCAAGAAGAAAGCCAAAGUGUUGGAACUGGAACAAGGUAACAGUACAGAUGCCAUCCAGCCAGAUGAAGAUAUGGAUUCCGGUAUUAAAAGAGGUGAAGAGAUUAUCAAGGGAUCUGUUACAAUGCCCCUUGAGAUCAACUCAAGUGGUUAUAGGCCAUUAUCUCCCUAUACAAAUUACCCAGAUUUGAAGCCUCCGUCGUCUCCAACUCCAUCAAAGCCCUCGGUUGCACCGGUUGAUGCUGUGUAAUAGUUAUAUACAGAGAGUAGUCAUCAGUAGAACAGAAUUUGCAUUGUUUCCCUCCAUAUCAAUACAUGGUAGGGAUAGAAUGCAUUGAGGGGCCGUGUAGUGAGUAAUUGUGCAAGACUAUGUCAGGCAUAUGGCAAGUGAGGCCGUCACCUUCCCAUUGUUCUAUUUGUAGCUUGUAUAAUGUAUCCAUAAGAGUGUAAGACCAUAACCCAUAGCUGUAUUUCUUCUGCCAUUUGGUUAUUCCAAUAGAGAGAAUGGUUCAGUUUGUCACGUACUCACGUACACAUGCAUUUAAUUAUUGCUCGCCAUUAGGACUUUAUUAGCAACUUAUUGACAGUUUUUUAUGUCCGUUCUAGUCUAUUUAUUUUUCGAUUAGUUACUCUCAGUAACAAUGGAACAUGUCAUUUGAUCGUCAUAUAUAUAGAC
Molecule: messenger RNA, 1578 nt
Organism: Cuscuta epithymum
Lineage: Eukaryota; Viridiplantae; Streptophyta; Magnoliopsida; Solanales; Convolvulaceae
Source: the annotation of a GenBank genome assembly